Molecule: messenger RNA, 1302 nt
Organism: Naegleria lovaniensis
Lineage: Eukaryota; Heterolobosea; Eutetramitea; Acrasida; Naegleriidae
Exons: 1
Coding region: 1-1302 (433 amino acids)
Source: RefSeq, a predicted model, not a curated record
AUGAAUUCCGAAAUUCGUGAAACAUUCUUUACAAAUUUAAACAAAUUAUUGGAUAAAUCCUCUACAUUUUUCAAAUCCUUGACAGCUCCUCUCCAUUUUGCAAUUGUACAACAAUUAAACGAAUGGAAUGGACGAGAAAUUGAAUCCUUUUUUCGUGUGUACUUUCAAUAUUUGCGAGAUGGCAUCAUAAAGAUAGCUCAAACAGAAUUUCCAGAGUCCUCUUAUUUGAUGACAGAUUCCGAACAAAUGACAUGGAAUGACCAAGAACCACUCUCACUCAAAAAGUUAAGAGCAUGGGUGGAAACGGUAACUUGUGUGCUGAUUGAGUUCAUGUUCAACAUGAUGGAACAACGAGUCAUUACGAAUGGCAUGGAACGUUUCUUUAUCAUUCUCUAUCAAUUAGAAUUACUCUCCAAAUUGUUGGUUGAGAACAUGUGUGAUUUCACUACAACUGUUGACACUGUCAUCAUUCAUACUCUUUCACGAUUUAUGAAUGAGUGGCGUUACAACCAUCCAGAUAGUUUGAUUGUCAUGACAUGGAAUUUGCCAGGUAGCAAAAAAACAACCAAAGACAUGAUUGAAACCAAGUUCAAAAAGGAGCAUGUUCAAUUCAUUGAGAUGGUAGAUGUUGCCUUCUUGCAAGAAUUUGCGACUGGUGAGGGUGAAUCUGGAGCUUGUGAAAAGUUUGUCAAUCGUUUUGAAAAGCUAACCAGGUAUUCAGUUCAAAAUUUAAAACGUCAUAAUCGAAAGGAACAAGAUUAUGGAGUGAUUUUGUGGAAUGAAAAGUAUUAUCCUUGUGAAGAAGAAUAUUGUUUUCAAGGAAUGGAAUCCUUAAAUCCAACAUUGAUCAAUGUUCAUUUGUCUUUUACUAAUUCUCAGCACAGAAAUGAAGAGUUUGAAGAAUUGAAAUCCUAUAUAAAGAAAAGACUGAAAAGAACAUCAUUUAUCAUUGCUGGAGACUUUAAUUUUGAAGUCACAAGUGAUCGAUUUGAUGGAUACUUUGAAGACAUUGUGAAUUGUGAUAAUUGUGAGCUUGCGACCACAAAAGCAGGAAGAAAAAUUGAUCAUGUUAUAUUUUCCCGAGAUUUUGAGUGUGCAUUCAGCAUCGUUCCUCAAUUGUUGGCCUUUCCAGAAUCCAAUCAUUAUCCUAAAAUUGUAUUUCUUACCAAGGUUGAAGAGAGUGAUGACGACGAUGAUGAAAGUGAUGAUGACCACAAUAAGGACAUUGCUGUAGUAGAGGAGGAGGAUGAUGAUUCAUUCAUUUCGUCUCGUCUCGAACAUGGAUUGAAUUUGAAUGAAUGA